Messenger RNA from Plasmodium coatneyi, 954 nucleotides. Its product is annotated as 6-cysteine protein. Gene Ontology annotation, biological process: symbiont entry into host. The record is from RefSeq and is a predicted model, not a curated record. The coding region runs from base 1 to 954 and encodes 317 amino acids. Gene Ontology annotation, cellular component: cell surface; plasma membrane. NCBI's taxonomy places the organism in Eukaryota, Apicomplexa, Aconoidasida, Haemosporida, Plasmodiidae. The transcript has a single exon.
AUGAGAAAAGUGUUUUACUCUUUGCUGGUUAGUAUAUAUAUAUGUCUGUAUAUGUACUCCCCAGUAUAUGCGCUAUAUUUGAAAGAAAUAGAAUUAGGGAAUUAUUACAUUUGUAAUUUGAAUGACUACCCGAGGGAGUACUGUGUGGUGGACUACGACCCGAACAAAAUAAUCAAGUUUUUGUGCCCAAUUGUACAUAAUGAGGGGGAACACAUGGAGACAUACAAUUCGAGUUACUGCUUCAGAUAUAAGGGGAUAAAGGACCGACUCAUAAUUAGCAAUAAUGAAGAACCCAUAUAUACAACCCUGCCGGGGAUUAUACUAGAAAACCAGAUUCUCUACAACAGGUACAAUUUGGGCAUUUACAUUAUGCCCUUCAAAUUGGAGGCAGACAUGAGUAUUGUUUGCGUCUGCGACACGAAGAAAGAAUACAAAGGAAUAACACCUUAUAUAAAAAUAAAUAUUAAAAAGUCGAACAAUGUUCUUGGUGUAGGUUCGACGGAUGAACACAUAAAGGGCUGCGACUUUGGUAAUAACCAAGGGGAACACCAAUUCUUAACGAGUCCGCAGUUACAUGAUGAGCACUCUGUGUGUGAGAUUGAAGCCAAUCCAGGAGACAUAGUUGGGAUAAACUGUAUAAAUUACAAUGAGGAUGAUGCCCAAAAUGACGACGUCACGUUGGAACCUUCCAACUGCUUUUCCACGGUGUCCUUUUCUUUGUAUACUUUGAGUUUUGUAAAGAUGAAUAUAAAUAAUAUUUUUCCCGGUGCCAAGUACUACCCCGAGUCAUCCGCUUUUUCGAAGGAUCCGAAUUUUAAAAAAUUUUCGACCACGUCUUACUUGUGGAUCCCCCCUAAGGUGACUCAGGAAUUUCUUUUCUUCUGCUCUUGUGUGUAUCCGCAGGGCGAAGGUAUUGCGGUGUACCACGUGAAAAGCGGCGCCCCAACGGUGUGA